Molecule: messenger RNA, 766 nt
Organism: Galdieria sulphuraria
Lineage: Eukaryota; Rhodophyta; Bangiophyceae; Galdieriales; Galdieriaceae
Product: ubiquinone/menaquinone biosynthesis methyltransferase
Exons: 2
Coding region: 3-662 (219 amino acids)
Molecular function (GO): S-adenosylmethionine-dependent methyltransferase activity
Source: RefSeq, a predicted model, not a curated record
CAAUGUUAACUUGGUUCGGUCGUUGGUGGGAUAGUCAUGUAGUAGAAAGGGCUUUAGAUAGUGCAAGAAGCGAGCAGAUGGACAGAAUCCGCAAGACACUCAUCUCAAAGAUACCUGAUGUUCCCCAUAUAGUGGAAGUGGGAGCAGGCUCCGGACUUAAUUUUCUUCAUUAUCCUUCUUAUGUCAGAGAUUUAACUGUUAUAACUCUAAAUAAGCACAUUAGCAAGCGGGCACAGCAAAAGGCUCAAGAGAAAGGUUUGAACCUGCACCAUAUUCAGGGAGAUGGUAACACAUUUCCGUUGAAAGAUGAAUCGUAUGAUGCAGUCGUAGCAACGCUUAUUUUAUGCACAGUGAGUGACGUCCCGCAAUUUCUUAACGAAGUUUCUCGUGUUUUGAGAGAAAACGGAAAGUUCCUUUUCUACGAACAUAACGCUGUGCCUUCAAGGGAACGCUCCGUAUUGGUACGUUUCGUCGCACCUGUUCAUCGUCUCGUUACAGUCGGUUGUCACCUUGAUCGUGAAUUUCCAGCAGAAGCUUUCAAAAAAGUAGGAUUGCAUAUAGACUGGAUAGAAGAAGAACAGUCUGAGUUCGCUCCACGGCUUUUUGGGAAACUUCGGUAUGGAGUUGCAACGAAACAUAAGCCUUCCACUGAAGAGCAAUAGAAACAUGUUAGUGCUUUCAAGAUCAUAAACUUUGCACAGUGCAUCUGUCGUGAAACCAAACAUAAACAUAUCAUAUUCACAUGAAGCAGAUGUUUAUUUUCAUA